Molecule: messenger RNA, 1620 nt
Organism: Pyricularia grisea
Lineage: Eukaryota; Fungi; Ascomycota; Sordariomycetes; Magnaporthales; Pyriculariaceae
Exons: 1
Coding region: 1-1620 (539 amino acids)
Biological process (GO): mannan biosynthetic process
Cellular component (GO): Golgi apparatus
Molecular function (GO): alpha-1,2-mannosyltransferase activity
Source: RefSeq, a predicted model, not a curated record
AUGGCAGGCGUCAAACGACUGCGACUCGUGGUGAUCGCAACGGUCCUCUUACUCGCCGUUUUCUGGCUCGUGCGGCGCAGUGAUGACGACCUGAUUCGGUCCGCCCCGCUGGUAAUCCCCAACCCAGAAUUGACUCACGGGAGCGGCAACCCGGGCGACGCGUCAUCCAACCACAACGGAGCACACCGAGGAGGAGUUCUGGCCAAGCCUCCACUUCAGGAACCAUCAACUUCCAGCACGCAGCUUGCCCCGAUUCGGCUACCAGAACGUCCAAACGCACAAAUCGUCAAAGAUGCGCACAAGCUACCGACUGCAGAAGACUUCGUGUCGCACCUCUGGGCGGUCACUAGAUUGCCUGGGCUGAGUUUGAGGGAGGCAAAGCGGACCUGCACCUGGAAGCCCGAUGAAAAGGUCAACUUUCAAUUCGAUAAUGCUGAGGACUGGAUCAAGGCCGAUCGGCCCGAUACCGAAAUAGAAGCUCGGAGGGCUGAGUGGCACAGCUUCAUCCGCGAGGGCAUGAUUCCUUACUCCGCGGUGGCAGACCGCUUCACCAACCGUCGAGGGCUGGUCAUUCUAGCAGGCAACCAGGAUACGGUCUCCCGCGUCGGCGUGAUACUGCGCGCCUUGCAGAAGCUAGGGAGCAAGGUCGCCAUUGAAAUCCACUAUUUUGGUGAUGAGCUGUCUGAGCAUGACAGAAUCAACCUGGCCUCGGUCUGGCCCAGGAUGUUUUUUAAUGACCUGUCUGGGUCGCAUAACAUCAUACGGCCAAAGAAAGACGGUCUAUACAUCAACUACCAGCUCAAGACCGCAGCUCUGCUCAACUCCCGAUUCGCCGAGCCACUUCUCCUCGAUUCCGACAACAUUCCACUGAUAGACCCGGAUACCCUCUAUGACUCUGAGGUCUAUCGAGAGUAUGGGACCGUGUUCUGGCCCGACAUUGCUCGCACCUGGCCCCAGAACCCAGCCUGGGCCAUCACAAACACUAACUGCCGAAUGGACGAGUACGAGCAGGAGAGCGGGCAGCUGCUGGUCGACAAGACCCGCUUCUGGUACCACCUACAGCUGGCGGCGUGGUGGAACAACCAGCAUGGCGACUACUACAACAAGUUUCUGCUGGGCGACAAGGACAUGUUCCGGUUCGCGUGGCAUGCGCUCAAGACAGAGUAUGGGAAGCCCAAAAAGUGGCUCGCGAGCGUGGGCACGGAGAACGAUGGAUUCUACUGUGGGCACUCAUUCGCCCAACACCACCCAGACGAUGGGCGGGUUGCCUUCCUACACGGUGGUCUGGUCAAGACGGUAAGCCUGGAGGUGAUGCGCUGGAACAAGGAGGUCAAGGGUGGUUAUUUUCGGCACUACAAGCGCUCACCGUCGGACGAGGAUCCGUCUGUCAACGUUCACGUCGGCAUCAAGUUUGACUCGGCCACAUACAAGCCCAACCAUCUCCCUGAUUUCCAUCCAUCCAUGUGCACAGACUUUUAUGAUGUGGAGGCACGGGAUCUGAACGAGCUGGUGCCAAUGUGGGAGAAGACAAUGAACGAGAUUGGUGGGUAUUGGCAGUUGGGGCCCGACAAGGCCCACAGCGGAAAUGGCUUCGGGGGGACCGACUUUUCAUCAAUAUAG